Molecule: messenger RNA, 3825 nt
Organism: Rhineura floridana
Lineage: Eukaryota; Metazoa; Chordata; Lepidosauria; Squamata; Rhineuridae
Gene: PRKAG3
Product: protein kinase AMP-activated non-catalytic subunit gamma 3
Exons: 13
Coding region: 548-2161 (537 amino acids)
Source: RefSeq, a predicted model, not a curated record
UCAAAAUACAGGGGCAUCACAGGCGGCUCCCAAAAUUAGCUCCCGCCUCCCACAAGGCCCUGCCGUGUACAUGUUUCCUCGUGAUCUUGAACCUGUACACCGACUUCCUCCUUUCAGAAAUGUCGGUCGGCGCUUCCAGCAGUGAUUUAUAUACCUGCGAGCCCGCCACUUGGUCGUGUGCGGUGCAAACAUACUGACGGAGGAAGGGAAUCUGCUUUUGUAUUGGAGCGUCCUAAGCCCGCUUUACUGUCGAUGGGGCCUGGCGGCAUCCCGACCAUUUCACCUUUCGCCGUCUGGGAAAGGGCACCGCGUGUGCGGUUCAAGUCCUGGGAAGCGACGGUGUGUUGCUGUGAUCAACAGACCUGUCGCUGACGGCGAGAAGACCCUUUGGAAAACGCUGCGGACGCUGUCUGUCCGUCCGUCCGUCCCUCCCUCCCUCCCUCCCUCCCUCCCAACGUUGUGCGUGUGUGUUUGCGCCAGGUCCGCCGCGCCUGCCUGACGCUAACUCGCUCCUCGGCUAGUCGCCCUAAAUAGCAGCUGGCCCGGCAUGGAGCGAGCGGCAACGACGACGACACCGGCUUUGGAGAAGACGUUACCAGUGAGCAAUGGCUUCCAGACUCAGGAAGCAGGCCCCAUCCAGUCUCUGGAUAUUAAGAAAUCAGCGUUGGAAGCCAAGGUUGUAGGGCAAGAGGCCAAAGACCUGGCUACAGAUGGCAGAGAUCCAGAGCUGAAUAUGAUCAAUGUGAUGUCAGAUGGCAGGACCAUGAAUAGAGGUCCCAAAGCUGUUGCGCUGGAUGCCAGGACUGCAAAUCAGGAUGGCAAAGUAACAGCUGUGGAUGUAGUUGCUACAGAAUCAGAUGUUAAGACUGCAGUUGCAGAGACCAAAGAACUGGAUGCAGCUGACAACAAUGGUGGACCACAGGCCACAGUGACAGAUAGCAGGCAAGCAGAGCCAGAGGGCAAGGAUGUGAUGCCAAGAGGUGGGAGUGAGGGCUGGAAUGCCAAUGUACCCAUCCUGAAUGUUAAAGAUGCAGGUCAACAAAGCAAAGUCACACUUCUGGAUACCAAACCAUCAGCAUCAGAGGUCACCAAUCCAGAAGAAAACAAAGAAGAUGAUGCUGAAAUAAUUUCUCUCGACUGUGAAAUUCUGGGGUUUGGUCCUGAUACUGAUUUGCUGGGCCCUGAUGCUGAAACUUACAUGCAUUUCAUGCGGAGCCACCGCUGUUACGAUGCCAUUCCCACCAGCUCCAAACUGGUAGUUUUUGAAACCACCUUGCAGAUUAAGAAGGCCUUCUUGGCCAUGGUGGCCAAUGGGGUGCGAGCCGCCCCUCUCUGGGACAGCAAGCAGCAGUGUUUUGUGGGUAUGCUGACUAUCACUGACUUCAUUAACAUCCUACAUCGCUAUUACCGAUCCCCUCUGGUUCAGAUAUACGAGAUUGAAGAACACAAAAUUGAAACAUGGAGAGGGCAACAGUUCCGUAUGCUAUUCAGCUGCUUUCCUUUCUCCCCAGAGGUGUAUUUGCAAGGUUCCUUCAAACCCUUGGUAUACAUCUCCCCGAAUGGUAGCCUCUUUGAUGCUGUUUAUUCCUUGAUUAAGAACAAGAUCCAUCGGCUGCCAGUUAUUGAGCCCAUCUCAGGGAAUGUCCUUCACAUUCUGACGCACAAGCGUAUCCUCAAGUUCCUGCAUAUCUUCGGGGCCAUGCUUCCGAAGCCACGAUUCCUCCAGAAAACCAUCCUGGAACUAGGCAUAGGCACUUUCCGUGAUGUUGCAAUGGUGCUGGAGUCAGCUCCUGUCUACUCAGCUUUGGAGAUUUUUGUGGACCGCAGGGUCUCAGCAUUGCCUGUCAUUAAUGAAAAAGGGAUGGUGGUUGGUCUCUACUCCCGCUUUGAUGUGAUUCACUUGGCUGCCCAGAAGUCCUACAAUAACCUGGACAUUAGCGUGGGGGAAGCACUGAGGCAGCGCUUAGUCUGCCUGGAAGGGGUGCUCACAUGCCAUCCUCGUGACACUAUGGAAGACAUCAUUGAUCGCAUCGCCAAGGAGCAGGUCCAUCGUCUGGUUCUGGUGGAUGAGAAGACAACCCCACGGGGGAUCGUGUCCCUCUCUGACAUUCUCCAAGCCCUGGUGCUCACGCCUGCAGGCAUUGACCGCCAUUCAAACUGAUGUUAAAGACCACUUGCUACUCAGCACCUUGGGCUACCGCCACAGCAUCUAUGACACACAGGAGUAAGGUGGGGCUCUCCAACCCAUGAAAAGAGAGAGACAUUUUCCCUUAACAGGCAGUGCUGAUGCUUUGGCUGCCAGUUACUCCCUCCCAUAAUACUGGAAAAAGGUGAGAGAAGCAAUAACAAAGGAGGUCCUGGACUUCAAAACUGUAAAUAGAUUUUCAACGCCUGAAAUCUACUACAUUAUACAAGCAGCCUCGCUAGAGGUGGUGAGAAAGCUGGCCCUGGCUGAACAUUGCAUCUGUUGCUUGUUUCCUCCCCUAGCUCCUGCUGCCUGUAGGAGAUACUAUCACAUACAAAAAUCCAAUUUACUUCAAGGCCUGUAGCAGAUGCUUUUGGCUGAACGGAGAAGGUGAUGGCUACUGCUUCAGACUAAUGGACAAUAAAGAAGGCUCAUUACACUCACAAGAGGAUGACAGAAUAGAAGCCAGAGGCUGCACAGUAGAAGUGUAUUGGUCCUAAUUUAAAGCCAGGCUCUUUGGCUUCAACAGGGAGAAAGAAUUUCCCCAUUAGACCACAUUGCUUUGGAGAAAAGGCAGAAUUUUCCUUAACUGUUGCCUCCAACACAAGACUGAACACUUAGCAGGCUACUGCAUUAUUUUUUAUUGUUGUGAUUUUUCAUUGUACUUGAGCCAGCAACAAGGUGUGAGAUCUGCCUGGCCUAAGCAAGAGAAAAGCAAUUUAAGAGGGAGUUUUGAAGUUGAUGGAAGGUUAACCGCCUUCUUUCAAAUAUAUCCUGUUGCAGAACAUUACAGCAUCUCUUUCCCUCAUCAUUAGGAGAUGAUAGAAUGUGCCUAACUCAGUCCACCAUUUUCCUGUAGUUGACAACAAGCAACUUACAAUCUUUCUGCUUAAGCCUAAAGGAACAACCAAGGCAUUUACUCUUAAGCACCCGUAACAGCAAUUUGCUAGGAGCAUUUUUCCAGUAGACUUGGUGAGGAAGGUGUCACUACAGGAAAGUGUGCAAUUUCACUUCUUGUUGCUGCUAUGUUCAUUGAAAUAAAUUUUCAUAUUAAGACACAAACUAUACACUUUAUAAUAAACCAGCAUUAUUACCUUUCUUUGUUAGCAUAAGGCGCUUGGAUAUUCCAGGAAGAAGGCUACUAGGGACAGUUACAGCACCUUCUUUUCUUUCAACAUACAUCUCAUAUCCCAUUCCAGGCCUUAGUGGGACAGUUAGCGGUAUCUUCUUGCUUCCGUAUUCAGUUGGUGUUGCUAUUACAUUUAAGGAAGGAGCAAUAUGUUUCCAGGGCAAAGGCAGCCAAUGCAGUGCCCUUCAAAUGUCUUGGGCUAUGAUUCCUCUCAGCCCUAGUGAACAUGGUCAGCAGUCAGGGAUGAUGGGAACUGUAGUCCAAAACAUCUACUAGAGGGCACCAGAUUGGCCACCCCCCUACUCCAAGAAGAAGAAAACUAGCAAGGGCUUGAAUCAAAGUGCAGAGAGGAAGGCAUGAAGAGCAAUAGGACUCACAGGGAUGGGGAAGGGAAGGGGGAGAGAAAGACUUCUGGGUGGACUUCCUUGAGUGAUAAAUAAAUAGUAAGCAAGCCAGUCACAUAAUGAAGUUAUGAUCUGGAUUAGGAUCUUCAUGUUCAAGCCUUCUGAAG